Molecule: messenger RNA, 1465 nt
Organism: Cucumis sativus (cucumber)
Lineage: Eukaryota; Viridiplantae; Streptophyta; Magnoliopsida; Cucurbitales; Cucurbitaceae
Product: probable xyloglucan endotransglucosylase/hydrolase protein 8
Exons: 4
Coding region: 156-1061 (301 amino acids)
Biological process (GO): xyloglucan metabolic process; cell wall biogenesis
Cellular component (GO): cell wall; apoplast
Molecular function (GO): hydrolase activity, hydrolyzing O-glycosyl compounds; xyloglucan:xyloglucosyl transferase activity
Source: RefSeq, a predicted model, not a curated record
AUUGUAGCUUAUAUGGGUCUACGAAAGUCUUGUCCAUUUCUUACAGUUCAAUUAUCAGAUAUAAACCCAGAUCAAUGAUUUCAAUUAUUUAGUUCUCAUUUCCUGUGGAGAAAGUUCAUUUCUCAUUUCUCAGCUUCACGAGUCCUCCGUUCAAGAUGGAGAUGGAGAGGAUUUCUCCAACACGCUUCCUUGUUUUCAUAGCUGCGAUCUUGGUUGCUUCUUCCUCUUCUUCUUCAUCUGCAGAUGAUUCUAAACCAACUUUUGCAGAUAUGUUUGAAAUGUCUUGCCCCGAUGACCAUUUUAAAACCUCUGACGCCGGCCAGAUCUGGCAUUUGUCUUUGGACAAAGAAGCAGGUUGUGGGUUUCAGACAAAGGAGAGAUAUAGAUUUGGUUGGUUCAGCAUGAAACUGAAGUUGGUCGGAGGUGACUCUGCCGGUGUUGUCACAGCAUAUUAUAUGUGCACGGAGAAUGGAGCUGGACCAGAGAGAGAUGAGCUAGAUUUUGAGUUCUUGGGGAAUAGAAGUGGGCAGCCAUAUCUGAUUCAAACAAAUGUUUACAAGAACGGGACUGGGAACCGUGAGAUGAGGCACAUGCUGUGGUUCGACCCCACAAAAGACUUCCAUACUUAUUCCAUUCUCUGGAAUGACCACAGGAUUGUGUUUUAUGUGGACAGAGUACCAGUAAGAGUAUACAUGAAUUCAGAUAAACCGAACAACUUCUUCCCUAACGAGAAGCCCAUGUACCUGUUCUCGAGCAUUUGGAACGCAGAUGAUUGGGCUACAAGAGGAGGACUGGAGAAGACGAACUGGACGAAGGCGCCAUUUGUAUCCACAUACAAGGACUUCAACGUAGAUGCUUGUCAAUGGGAAGACCCAUAUCCGAAAUGCGUAUCGACGACGACAGAGAACUGGUGGGAUCAAUAUGAUGCUUGGCAUUUAUCGAAAUCUGAGAAAUUGGAUUAUGCUUGGGUUCAGAGAAACCUUGUCAUCUAUGAUUAUUGCAAGGAUACCGAGAGGUUCCCCACUUUGCCCUGGGAGUGUUCAUUGAGUCCAUGGGAUUAAGAUAUCAGAACAAAGUCAAAUUUUGAUUUCUUCUUUUGGCUUUUCGCUUCAUGUCAUCAAUCAAUAGCCCAUUGAAUUUUCUUCACUUUUAUUCAAUUGUUACCAAAUUCCUGUAUAUUUUGAGCUGAAUGUCGAGUGCAACUGGUAAUACAUAAAUUGUUAUCAUUCUUAAUUUACAACUUCUAAUAAAUUGGAUUAUUAAUUUUAGCCUACAAUCUACCAGAAGAGUAAAAAUGAUUUCUAGAAAAGAUAAUUCUAGUUCUAAAUCAUCAAGAAAUGCACUGGGAUCAUUCUUAGAGAAAGAACUUUCAAUUUAUUUAAUAGAAACCACUAAUAUUAUACAUAUGCAUCACAUAGAAUGAUGUUCUCCUCAAAUUUCUAACUUGAGAGAGAACUUUUAAAAA